Messenger RNA from Heterocephalus glaber (naked mole-rat), 3158 nucleotides. It is a transcript of the gene Znf143, whose product is annotated as zinc finger protein 143. Gene Ontology annotation, cellular component: PcG protein complex; transcription regulator complex; chromatin. Gene Ontology annotation, biological process: regulation of transcription by RNA polymerase II. The record is from RefSeq and is a predicted model, not a curated record. Gene Ontology annotation, molecular function: DNA-binding transcription factor activity, RNA polymerase II-specific; RNA polymerase II cis-regulatory region sequence-specific DNA binding. NCBI's taxonomy places the organism in Eukaryota, Metazoa, Chordata, Mammalia, Rodentia, Bathyergidae.
GAGUGAGAGAGAGAUAGAGAAUGGUUUUUGCUUAGCAUACUAUUUGCCAGAUUCAUUCCUCUUAUAUGAGUACUUUAAUUUCUUUUUCCUGCCAAAUGAUAUCAUGGACAUAGCACAUUUUGUCCAUUCAUCUACUGAUGGACAUUUGGGUUGUUUCCAUCUUUUUUUUUUGGUACCGGGGAUCACCCAGGAUCGAAUUCAGGACCUUGCGCUUCCCAGGCAGGCACAGAACCACUGAGGUAGAAAAUGUUGUUAGCCCAAAUAAAUCGGGAUUCCCAAGGAAUGACCGAGUUCCCUGGAGGAGGGAUGGAGGCGCAGCAUGUCACCCUGUGCCUCACAGAGGCAGUGACUGUGGCAGAUGGUGACAACUUAGAAAACAUGGAAGGUGUAAGCUUACAAGCAGUGACACUUGCAGACGGCUCUACCGCUUACAUACAGCACAACUCGAAAGAUGGAAAACUUAUUGAUGGGCAGGUCAUUCAGUUGGAAGAUGGUUCUGCUGCAUAUGUUCAACACGUACCCAUACCUAAAAGUACAGGGGACAGUUUGCGUCUAGAGGAUGGUCAAGCGGUGCAGUUGGAAGAUGGGACCACAGCGUUUAUUCACCACACCUCCAAAGAUAGUUACGACCAGAGUGCACUACAGGCAGUUCAGCUGGAAGAUGGUACCACGGCCUACAUCCACCAUGCAGUGCAAGUCCCGCAGUCUGACACCAUCCUGGCAAUUCAGGCUGAUGGGACAGUGGCAGGGCUGCAUACCGGGGAUGCCACCAUUGACCCUGACACCAUCAGUGCUUUGGAACAGUAUGCAGCAAAGGUGUCCAUUGAUGGAAGUGAAAGUGUAACGGGUACUGGAAUGAUUGGAGAAAAUGAGCAAGAGAAAAAAAUGCAGAUUGUCCUACAAGGACAUGCGACGAGAGUAACUGCUAAAUCUCAACAGAGUGGAGAGAAGGCAUUCCGAUGUGAAUAUGAUGGAUGUGGAAAAUUAUAUACAACAGCUCACCAUCUAAAGGUCCAUGAGAGGUCACACACGGGAGACCGGCCUUAUCAGUGUGAGCAUGCGGGCUGUGGGAAAGCAUUCGCAACAGGUUAUGGAUUAAAAAGUCAUUUCAGAACUCAUACAGGAGAAAAGCCAUAUCGGUGUUCAGAAGAUAACUGUACUAAAUCUUUCAAAACUUCAGGAGACCUACAGAAACAUAUUAGAACUCAUACAGGAGAAAGACCUUUUAAGUGUCCCUUUGAAGGCUGUGGUCGGUCCUUUACAACAUCAAAUAUCAGAAAAGUACACGUUAGGACACACACAGGAGAAAGACCUUAUUACUGCACAGAACCAGGAUGUGGGAGGGCAUUUGCCAGUGCAACCAACUAUAAAAACCAUGUGAGGAUACACACAGGGGAAAAGCCAUAUGUCUGUACAGUUCCUGGGUGUGACAAAAGGUUUACAGAAUAUUCCAGUUUAUACAAACACCAUGUCGUUCACACUCACUCCAAACCAUACAACUGUAACCAUUGUGGGAAGACAUACAAGCAGAUCUCCACGCUGGCCAUGCACAAGCGGUCGGCCCACAAUGACACUGAGCCCAUCGAGGAGGAGCAAGAAGCCUUCUUUGAGCCUCCCCCAGGUCAAGGUGAUGAUGUUCUUAAAGGGUCCCAGAUCACAUAUGUUACAGGUGUAGAAGCAGAUGAUGUUGUGUCUACACAGGUAGCCACAGUAACCCAGUCUGGGUUGAGUCAACAGGUUACACUCAUAUCACAAGAUGGGACUCAGCAUGUGAACAUAUCUCAAGCUGACAUGCAGGCCAUUGGCAAUACCAUCACAAUGGUAACACAGGAUGGCACGCCCAUCACAGUCCCUGCUCAUGACGCAGUCAUCUCCUCAGCAGGAACACAUUCUGUUGCUAUGGUCACUGCGGAGGGUACAGAAGGGCAGCAGGUUGCAAUUGUGGCUCAGGACCUAGCAGCGUUCCACACGGCCUCCUCAGAGAUGGGGCACCAGCAGCACCACAGCCAUCACUUAGUCACCACAGAAACCAGACCUCUGACCUUAGUGGCAACCUCCAAUGGCACCCAGAUUGCAGUUCAGCUUGGAGAACAGCCAUCUCUGGAAGAAGCCAUCAGAAUAGCAUCUAGGAUCCAACAAGGAGAAACACCAGGGUUGGAUGAUUAAUCCUCAGAACAGUGGAGCAAUAAAGCAGGAGGAACCUUUGAUCUGGCAGCAGAAAUCUCUGAAGCUGGGGCCCAGGAAAACCAGAAGUUUUCCGUUCCUGAUACACUGUACACAUUUUUAUGCAAGAGCGGAGAAUGUUUUAUUCUUGACACUUUUGUGUAUAUAACCAUUGGAAUAGAUUCCCAAAGUGAUUCAUUGUGUACAAGGAAGAAUGAAAUUAGGGCAAUACAGUAAAUUUUCAUGUUACCCUUUUAUCAGAUUGCAAACUCCUAGAGACUAUUUGCAAGACCAUUGAAGUCUUUACAGAGUCUUAUGGAUUUUUAAUUAACUUACUGUGAAAAAAAAUUAAGGCUGUAUCUAAAAUGUCAAAAUUUCUACAUACCAAACAAUCAUAAUUCCCAAAGCCAUCAUGGACAGUAAAGGAUGUAAAGCCUUCAGAUAUUUCCCCCAGUUAGUAGUGUCUUCAGUUUUUGUUCAACUGUACUUGCCCAUUUUUAUUUGUAUCUCAUGGUUUGAAGACUAUUUGUUUAUAGUUUCCCUGUUACAUAGCAGCUCCUCAAGUUGAAAUGCUAACUAUGUUAGCAUUACAUUGGAUUAUGUAUAAAAUUACAAAGUUUGGUUAUUUAAAAUUAAAAUGUCAAAUCCAGGGUUUUGUUAAAGAUCUCACUUAGUGUUCAGGUUUUUUGUUACUGUUUUUUUAAAAAUAAUGAGAGCUGGGGAUUUGGCUCAGGGGUUCCGCCGCCUGCUCCGCAAGCACAAGGACCCAAGUUCAAUCCCCAGUACAAAACAAAUAAAAAUAAUGAACUAUGGAAGUUUGACCACAGGUUGGUGCCCGGGAUAACAGUGCUGUAAUGGGAAAUGGCUUUACUCUGAAAAUUAGGUUAGCGGGGUUGGUGUAAAUUUAUUUAUUUUUGCUUAUGUACUUUUGUUUUAAAGCUUAUUUACCCUAAAGUUUAUUAUUAAUUUUGAAUACAGCAACUUUUAAAAUGUUA